This is a messenger RNA of Malus domestica (apple), 969 nucleotides long. RefSeq names its product protein CTR9 homolog. Lineage: Eukaryota; Viridiplantae; Streptophyta; Magnoliopsida; Rosales; Rosaceae. The record is from RefSeq and is a predicted model, not a curated record.
GUAUCAAUAUUUCAGGUGUGGGCAACAGUUGCAGAGCUAGAAAAUGCUGUUCGUUUAUUCAGACAGUUGUCUGCUGCUUCCAGCCUUCACAUCCAUGGAUUUGAUGAGAAAAAAAUUGAUACCCAUGUUGAGUAUUGUAGUCGCUUGAUGCUGCGAGAGUUCACUUCAAAGCAGCUGAGCAUGAGGAGCAGAAGAUCAAGCACAAACAAGAAGUUGCUCGUCAAAUGGCAUUGGCUGAGGAGGCCCGUCGUAAGGCUGAGGAACAGAGGAAAUUCCAGUUGGAGAGAAGAAUGCAAGAGGAUGAACUAAAGCGUGUGAGACACAGGAGGAGCAAUUUGCACGCAUAAAGGUGAGGAUAAGAAUUUCAUCGUGCUGAUUCUCAGAACUUUGGGCAUCUUCAGGAGCAAUGGAAGAGCAGUACACCAGGUUCUAAGCGAAGGGAAAGGUCAGAAAUGGACGAUGAGAGGGCAGGCAUAGUGAAAAGAGACGAAGAAAGGGUGGCAAGAGGAGAAAGAAGGACAAGCACUCAACAUCACGCUAUGAAAUGGAGGGAGCAGAAGCUGAGAUGAUGGAUGAUCAGGAAGAACCGGAAGAUGAAGAUGCCAACAUGAAUUACGGGGAGCCCACGGGUCAGAUGAAUGAGCAGGAUGAUGAAGAGAAUGUUCAAGAUCCUCUCGCAGCGGCUGGGCUUGAAGAUUCUGACGCUGACGAGGAGGCUGCACAAUCCACAGCUCGACGAAGGCGGGCAUUUUCAGAAUCUGGUGAUGAUGAGCAACCAGAGCAACAACCGGAGUCCAGUCCUGUCAGAGAGAAUUCUGCCGAGUUACAGAGUGACGGAGAAGGAAGAGAAGGUAGCACCGUGGCAGUGAUAAGCUGAAUGGAGACACCGAUCUUAACGAUGAGGAUUAAGAUCCCUUCAUUAUGUUGAGCUCUACAAGAUCAGCGGUAAAUAUGUCUUAAAUUUUGAAC